Molecule: messenger RNA, 1764 nt
Organism: Raphanus sativus (radish)
Lineage: Eukaryota; Viridiplantae; Streptophyta; Magnoliopsida; Brassicales; Brassicaceae
Exons: 3
Coding region: 99-1373 (424 amino acids)
Source: RefSeq, a predicted model, not a curated record
CAGAAGACAUCAAUAACUCUCUUGCUUCUUUUUCUUUUAUAUUACACAUUUUUAAUGCUUAAGAGUUCUGUAAAGACUUUUUUUUAUCUGAAGCAACAAUGGAGGAGAAGAAACUGAACUUAGAUGCUCCGUUUCUAUCCGUGAGACGAAUUCCCACGAAACUAGAGAAUCCAAGCGACUCAGAGAACACCAAGAAGAAGACGACGACUAGGAGAAGAAAAGUCAAAGAUUCAUGUCUAGAAACUGCGCAUGGAACUAUAGUCCGGUUAUUACAAGAUGACAAGAGCUUCGAUAAUGUAAUGGAACCAUCUUUAGUUCCAUUUCUAUGGGAACAAACACCUGGAAAGCCAAAGGAUCAUCAUACACCGCUCCAAGAAUCAGACCUAAUCAAAGCUAUGGAGAUGGUUUCUUCAACCCCAAGCUUCUCUGUUAACUGUAGUACAAACGGAGUAAGUGAUGAGUUCGGGAACAAUGGAGGCAGGCCAAGCGGUGUAUCAAAAGAUGACGUCAUUCUUGAAUAUCGUGACCUCAUCAUGGAGAGAUUUUUACCAGCCGCUAAAGCGAUUGCUUUGAAACAGAAGAAAGGAUCUUCUACAGACCAAGAAGAAAAGAUAAUGAAGAAGAAGAAAAAGAAGCGGAUCAUUGCUCUACAGAGAGUCUCCAUGGCCAUAAAUCAAGAUUUAAACAAUGGUGAUUAUGAUCACAACCAUGUUGAUGAAGCAGAUUACUCAAGUGAUCUAAAGAAAGCUACGUUUGGGUUCUUGCCACAGUUAUGUUUCAAGAACUCACUGGAUGUUCUUAAUCCGGUUCUUUCUCGGGUCAAGACUUGUCAGAAUAUUGCGGUAAAACCUAGCAAGAUCACAAAACCUAAAUCUCAAGAUUCCGUUUAUAAAACCAAUUCAGAAUCAUCACCAAGAAUCUUGAGACCAAACAAGGUUAUAAAUAAGUCUGAAGAAAUCUAUCAAAUACCAAGAUUUUCAGGAAAACUAUCCACAACUUCGAGGUUGCAAAGGACAUCGAGUACUCAGAUUAAGAGACAAGAUACGAGGUUUCUUGCAGAGGGGGUAAAGAGAAUGAGGAACAGAAACAAAAACAGGCCAGAGAAUAACUCUGUUUCUCAACCUCCGUUGCCUAAAACUCCUUCAGAGUCCUGGCUUUGCCGGACACUUCCGAGAAGUUCUACAGUCAACACCGUCGUCCCAGGUCAACUAUCCGUCCUUCUAUCCGGUCAAGACACUGGUUCGAGGAGGAAGAUGGAUCAAAAGUCUAUCAAAUGGGAGACGAUUGUAAAAACAUCGUAUAAACACCAUCACAAUGUACGCUACUCAGAGGAGCUCACUGUUGUUCGUCCCUCUCGCCAACACAAACCAUAAACCGGAAUCUUCUUUUCCGAUAGACAGUUGUACAGCAUUGAAGAGUCUCCACAGAAUAUUAUAUUGUUGAAUCCCAGUCUCUACAUUUGAAUUACAGCCAUGCGAAGUGCUUCAGCUUCUGCUUCUAUGGCUGAGUUUAUAGAAUCAAUUCCAGCCCUUCCUUGAACAAGGAGAUUACACUCCCUAUUGGAUAGUGCCCAUCCAAAGCCUGCUUUUUGAUAUGAGGAUGUCCAUGAAGCAUCUACAAAACAAAGAUAAACUGUUAGUUUGAUAGAUUACAUCUGAACCAUCAUUCAAUAUUUAUCAUUUCCAGAGGAAAUGUCAUUAAUUCUCUAGGAGAUAUGGCUAUUCUCUGUUUGUUCUUUCUCAUUUAGCAAUGCAUCUUUCCAGA